Malassezia japonica is the source of this 837-nucleotide messenger RNA. RefSeq names its product beta-ureidopropionase (gene NIT2). Bases 1 to 837 code for a protein of 278 amino acids. The transcript is spliced from 4 exons. Lineage: Eukaryota; Fungi; Basidiomycota; Malasseziomycetes; Malasseziales; Malasseziaceae. Gene Ontology annotation, molecular function: hydrolase activity, acting on carbon-nitrogen (but not peptide) bonds, in linear amides. The record is from RefSeq and is a predicted model, not a curated record.
AUGAAAGUGGCCGUAGCGCAGCUGACGAGUGGGGGCGCGAUUGCAGAGAACCUCGCCGUGGCCGUGCGCCUGAUUGGGAGUGCAGCGCAGGCGGGUGCGCACGCCGUGUUCCUCCCAGAGGCGACCGACUUUAUCGCGCCGCCGACCGAGGCGGCGGCACUCACGCGCAGCGCGGCCAACGCGGAGUUUGUCACCGAGGUGUGCGGGGCCGCCAAGACGCACCGCGUCUGGGUCAGCGUCGGUGUGCACGAGCCGCCCAGCACGGACGAGGCGCGGUGCUUCAAUACACAGCUCUUGAUCGAUGAAACGGGCGCGGUGCGCGAGCGCUACCGCAAACUGCAUCUGUACGACGUCGAUAUCCAAAACGGCCCGUCGAUCCUCGAAAGCAACACGACGAUCCCGGGCACGGAGCUCCGCGCUCCUGUCGACACGCCGGUUGGCAAGUUGGGGCUCCUUACGUGCUACGAUAUGCGCUUCCCCGAAGUAUCGCUUGCGCUGCGGAGACAAGGCGCCGAGAUCCUUACCUAUCCGUCGGCGUUUGCGAUCCGCACCGGCGCGGCGCAUUGGUCGGUGCUGCUGCAGGCGCGUGCGAUCGAGACGCAGUGCUAUGUACUCGCCGCCGCACAAGUCGGCCUUCACCCCGGCACGACACGCUCCUCGUGGGGCCACGCGAUGAUCGUCGACCCAUGGGGCUCGGUCGUGGCCCAGUGCAGCGAUAUGCCCCCUUUUUCGCCGACGUUCUGCCUCGCGGAUAUCGAUCUGACAUCCCUAGAGCGCGUCCGCCGCGAUAUGCCGCUCUGGGCGCAGCGCCGUAGUGACGUGUAUGGCUCUCUGUAG